AUCAAACCUGUAUGUGUGUGUGAGGGGGCAUCUUUAGAUACACAGUGAUUUGGUGUGUUCAACCCCUUAAGGUUUGGCAUAAUUUAUGAGACUCAAUGCCAAAAGUGUGUACAUGCAGGUAAGUGCUUACUGUAUAGGCUGUGAGAUGGUUUCUCUGAAGGCUACUUUAGGCUUGCCAGUGACACAAGGACAGUUGUACUCUGACUUCAUACGCUGCAUACAUGCAUGUGCAUGUGAUUGUCACAUCAUUCUGUGCACUGCUUCAUACCUCAGCAUAGAUUUCCAAAUGAAGUUCUCCCAUUCCUGACAUGAUGGUCUGCAGUGAAAAGUAGUCAUUUACGUAUAAGGUCCAGAAUCAACGCUGAAAACCCACAAACGCUGUCAAUGUUUUAGGGCUUCAAUUGGACCACAUUUCUAAGCGUAAACUUCUCUAGUGUUUAGUGUUAGUCCUUUCUUCCCAGCCCGAGUGUGACAACAGUACUUGGCAUUGCAUUGUGUUGUGACUGAAUACAUAUUCUUUGACAUAGCUAGCACACAACAAGCACAUCUUAAUCUAUAAAAACAUGGAAAACUAAAUAGUCAGUUACACACUUUAGCACUAAAAAUGAAGUUUGUUAUCCUGAUAUACGUCUGGGCCGGUUUGCAUUCUCAAGGUAAGGUAAUUGAAAGUAAAAUAGUUUUGCAUGACAUUACUUCUGUGCAGUGUUGGCUAUGGUCAAGGAAUGGCAGUGCUCUCCUCCAGACAGAGACGGUCUAGUCCACUUCCCUGACCUCCCAGUAAACAGGGGCCAGAUAUCGGACGCUGAGGUAGUCACACACACCAAGGCUUUCUUCAUAUUCACCACCAUGCCCAACUGUAGUGGAACCAUCGUCGGGGCAGACUUUUGCUAUGUCUUGAUGAGCGAGACAGACACACAACAGAGACAAGUGUUUCAGCUCGUGAAAUUAGACAAGUUAGGAGAUAAUUUUAUACCUGACCAGAACUACACAGACACAAUCUUCACUGCUCUUCCUAUAGACAACACAAAAUGUACACAACAACCGAAUGGUCGCAAAGUAUGUUGUCAGAGAAACACAAUGAGUACAGGACUGAGAUUGGAAGGUGACCUUUCUUUUGGUAUUGUAGCACAGAAUGUUGAGAUGGUAGACUACCCACUGCUGACUUUCGGAGUGUCAAGGAAAGAUCGUCUUGUUCGGUCGUACAGAGUGGACUAUGGACGUCUGAGCUUUCCUGAUGAUGUGUUCUCCAAUGUCUACAAUAGCAGCAACACUAUAGAGACAGUGUCCAGCUCACCUGUGUUUCGAAUGCUCAUCGAGCCUGACACUAACAGUACAUCUCUAAGAGACUCAGAGGCUACCUCUACUGUAACAGUGAACCUGCUAACAGUCAUCUGGUGCUUAGUGGCAGUGAUAGGCCUGGAGAGUGUAGCUCUAGUAGCCGUUAUAGCACUAAUGAUAACUGCUAUGGUGAGCUACAAACGACUAAGAAAAGCCCAUUUGUUAAAGUGCCGUCAAUACAAGAAGACCCCCUCCCAAGAAGGCGUGGUACCAGCUAAGAGUCAGAACAUAAUCUAUUCACUACCGGAGCCCACCCCUCUACUACCAAUGAGAGUUAUGUACAACAAUUCCAUCAACAGCCAGUUGAACACCUCCUACGAUCUGGAGCCAGCCUCUACACAAAACUCAUCAAUAGCAGACGAGCAAGACUAUGACGACAUUGUUGAUACUAUUUAGCAUAUUUUGCAUUUGUAUAUGUACUUGUAGUAUAUGCUAGAAUGACGUCAUCAAGUCAUACUUGGCAGUCACUUUUAGUUUUCCCCAACGCUGCACUAUUUAUGCCACCCUGUCACAAACAACGAGGUGUGGUUUAUGUUAUAGUUAGAACAUGGGCAUGAGGUAUCUAUGUGUUAUAGUGUCCAAAAGCUCGAGGGCUUUAGCCCGAGGGAUGAGGGACACUAUAACCAUAGAUACCGAAUGCACAUAUUCUAACUGAUUUAGAUCCCAAAACCUAUUGGCUACUAGAAAUGCAUUAGCUUAUAGCAACAGUCAACCUAUAUAAACAGCCAACCUAGCAACUGCAUCAUUAUUCUUUUGAAAACUAAUACAAUGUAUCUGAAGUUGGCAUCUCUGUGUCUCUACUAAAUCUGUGGUUUCUAUUCAAGUUAACCUUGGACCUCAGUUUCAUGGACAAAAUUAUAGUCCUAGCUCCAAGCUCCACCCACAAAACGGAAACAUCCAGCUCCUCCCCCAGUUUUUCAGCAAACAAGCCCAGCACAAUUCCCAAGAAACGAGCGGCUCGUACUACUCUCACAAAGCGAAAGGAAGACACCUAUAAGCUAUAAUUUGCAGCAAACAAACCCAGCAAACGAGUGGCUCCUAUACUACUCUUGAACAAAGCGAAAGGAACUUUAGGAAGAAGCCAAAGCUAGAAUCCCAGCACUUCCAUACAUCCAGCUCCUCUCCCAUGCAGCCUUGCAGCAAAAAAGCACAGCACACUGCCCAAAAAACGAGCGUCUCCUACUACUCUCGAACAAAGUCAAAAAAAGAAACUAGAGCUUCUCUCUUUCAUUCUAGUUCUGUUAUUAUAUUACUAGAUAAAGCUAUACAAUAAUUUUUAUGUUAUUACAUGUGUAUCUUCUUGUAAAUCACAAUACAAUGUACAAUGUUGUAGUUUGUAGUCCAGAGCAAUCUAUAGUACCAGUACUAUAGCUCAUAGUUCCCUGCUAAAUACACUCAAAUGAGAUCUAAAUUAUGGAUAAGUUAGGCCUUACCCAUUGGAUUGGCCUUCCAAAAAUUGGUCAUUGUUGACUGGGCAACAAGGGAGUUAAAGGGAUAUUAAUGCAGGUAGAUCACAUGUUUUAUAGCCCGACAUGGCAUCAUUAGUUAGUGGUUCUACGUGUAGGGAAUGAAUAACAUUUUAAAGCGACCUCAAAAAUUUAACAUGAACGUUUGAUAUACCGUAGCAAGAUAUUUUCAUUGGUGCAGAUUUUCGUAUGAACUACCCGAUUAAAUAUUUGGUAUUCUAACAGCUCAGAGUGACGUAGAGCCUAUUGCACCACAAUCAUUUCUUUUCGGAUAUAUAACCCGCUAUAUGGGAGUAAUUUAUGCCACCCCAGCAUAGUCAUACAUGCUUCACUAUUCAAUUCACCUACAGACAAGCUUUCUAUCAGCCAUCUUAAAAUUUCGGACCAAAACAUUCAACCACUCGUGUAAAAUCGUAAAAUCAUAAACAAAACCCUGCAUAUAAGUUCAUUCCUGAUCAUGUGACCUAUAUAGCUAAUGAGCCUAUACAGCCAAUGACAAAUGCAGUCAUGUGACUGCACGUUAAGUGUGCAAUAAAUUCUUAUUGCUAAAUUUCGUGAUUCAAACAUCAUUAAGUCAUCUAGCCAUCUCAAAAGUGCAGGGUAGCUUUCUUGAAUAGGGUGGUUUUCAGCUUCAGCUUGUGCAUUACGUAACCUCAAGCAUUAUUGCAUCAUUCGAGUGCACCAAAACACGUUAGCUAGCUAGCUAAUGUGAUAUGGUUUGUUGAGCCUAUGGUUAAUAGUCCGAUGUGCAUGGUGGUUCUCCACCCACUGUCAGCACUGCCACUUGCAAAUAACCAGGGGAAUUUAAGCAUAUUGAGUCUGUAGCUGAGUGGGUUACUUUAUAAAGUACGAUGAAACGUAAAAGAAUUAAAGUACUCAACAAGAGAAUUAACUUACAUGUAUCUACACAAACCACCGCAACAAGAAAUGAUGGAGCUCUACUUUCUACUGCUUUGCUUUGUCUGGAUAGAUCUAGGUGCCUGUCAAGAUACACAAUGCUCAUCUCAAGACAGAGAUGGAUUCCUGUACUUCCCUGACGUACCAGCUGACAAGCAACACAUUGCUGAUGCAACCACAGUCACGCUCACUAAAGCUUUCUACAUUUUUGAAACCGUCCCUGACUGCAGCGGGAAUAUAGUGGGAGCAGAUUUCUGCUACAGUUUGGAGAACAUAUCUGACACCAGUGUGAAAAGAGUACUACAAUUUGGAAAGUUUGAAAAGAGUGGAGAUAUUUUCACGCAAAGUCCUGAUUUCGCAGAGAAAACAUUUUUUGCUAUACCUCUGGAUCAUACUAAUUGCGUACCUAUCUCAACUAACACUAGCAACUGUUGUCAACGAAUGACUACCAAGUCGGGACUACUGAGGUUAGUGGAUGGAGAGCCACUAAUAAUAGGAGUCCUCAUUCAGAACAAUGCUCAGGACUACCCACUACUGAAGUUUGGAGCUACAAUGACACAGUAUCAUACAGUGACACGCAUAGUGGACCUGGGGAAAUUGGCCAAUCAAGAAAAUGAAUUUGCAAACACUUUUGACACUUCCAACACAAACACUAAUACAGUGAUUCUACCCAUGCUACGAUUUGUUGUAGAGCCUGAUAAUAAGAUAGCUGUGGAGGACUGCGUGGACACUACGUCUAUAAUAGCCUCAAUCGGAUCACUGCUAAUUACAGAGACACUCGUACUAGCUGCUUGUAUAGUGGCUCUUAUUGUAACAAUCAUACUAUACAAGAAACAACUGAAAAGAAAACCAAAACAAUCCCCACCACCUACCCCCAGAAAUCUCCUCACACCCACACCAGGACACGGCUCGCUCCCACCUACCCCCACCCCCGGACACGGCCCGCCCCCUCCUACCCCCACAGAGCUCUCUACACCCACACCAGGACACAGAUUGCUCCCUCCCGGCUAUCAGAGCCCUAUUGUACCAUCCCACCCAAAACCUAGGUACUCCAACGUAACAGAGAACCAAAUCAGCCACCCACAUCAGGACACAGCCCACUCCCACCUACCUACACCUACACCCACACCAGGACACGGCCCACCCCCACCUACCCCCAGAAAGCCCCCCACAUCAGGACACGGCCCACCCCCACCUACCCCCAGAAAUCCCCCCACACCAAGACAUGGCCCAUCUACUCCCAGAAAGCCCCAAACGUCAGGACACGGCCCGCCCCCUCCUCUCCCCAGAGAGCCCUCUACCCCCACACCAGGACACGGCUCGCUCCCUCCCUCCCACCAGAGCCCUAUUAUACCAUCCUACCCAAAACCUAGGUACUCCAACGUAACAAACAGGAGCACCAGUACAUGUAGCUCGAACGAGCAGGUCAACGAUAACCAGGAUGGAUACGAGUACAUUGACCGGUGACUACACCACACAGAGUAACUAUAUAACCCAUACUGAACAUUAUAAGCUCUUACGUUAUAUAUUAUUACCCACCUCUUUGCUCUCAUCAUCAAAGUGCACUCUGAAUGUCGGGUCCUCUCUCUGAAAGCGAUUGAUACCCUUAGAGAAGGCGUCCAAAUCGUCCUGUUAUGGGCAUAA
Halichondria panicea is the source of this 5345-nucleotide messenger RNA. RefSeq lists its product as uncharacterized. The transcript is spliced from 4 exons. Lineage: Eukaryota; Metazoa; Porifera; Demospongiae; Suberitida; Halichondriidae. Bases 3702 to 5168 code for a protein of 488 amino acids. The record is from RefSeq and is a predicted model, not a curated record.